GAGGAGGGAGGAGAGAGAGGCACCGACCACAGCAGCAGCAUGACCAGAAACCUCCACAGCAAACAGACCUGACCACUUUGACACUGCGCUCCUGUGGAAGCCACUAGAGAGACGCCACGGUUUCCAAGGCUGACACGUACAAUUUCACAACCGAAGAAGACGAUCCAACUUCAAAAAGCAGGGCGCUUCAAAACACUGAUCAGACAUGGUGGACACCCAGCAGCUCCUAGCCUGGCCUGUCGGUUUCAGUCUCAACACCGUGGACCUGUCAGAGCUGGACGACAGCUCCCACUGCCUCGACAUGAAGCAUUUGUCCACGUUAGACUACGCCUCCAUCUCGUCCUCCUCCAUCCCAUCCUCUCUGUCUCCCCCACUCGUAUCCUGCAUCUCCUCUGCCAGUGGGGUCUAUGACCCCAGUCCACCGCAGAGUGAAGAACACCUAACCAACAUGGACUACACAAACAUGCACAGCUACAGGACGGAGCCGGACACGCACAACUCGAUCAAGUUGGAGCCGGAGUCGCCUCCGCAGUACUCUGACAGUCACGUGUUCUCCAAGCUUCAGGACGAAACGUCAGCAGGAGCACUAAACAUCGAGUGUCGCGUGUGUGGAGACAAAGCCUCUGGGUUUCACUAUGGCGUCCAUGCCUGUGAGGGCUGUAAGGGUUUCUUCAGACGCACAAUCAGGUUAAAGUUGGUGUACGAUCACUGUGAUCUUCACUGUCGCAUUCAUAAGAAAUCCCGCAACAAAUGCCAAUACUGUCGCUUCCAGAAGUGCCUCAAUGUCGGCAUGUCACACAACGCCAUUCGCUUUGGCCGGAUGCCCCAGGCGGAGAAGGAGAAACUGCUGGCUGAGUUCUCGUCUGACAUGGAGCACAUACACCCGGAGGCAGCAGAUCUAAGGGCUCUGUCCCGGCAUCUGUAUGAGGCUUAUCUAAAAUACUUCCCCCUCACUAAGGCCAAGGCCAGGGCCAUCCUUUCUGGGAAGACCGGAGAUAACGCGCCUUUUGUCAUCCAUGACAUGAAGUCUCUAAUGGAAGGAGAGCAGUUUAUUAAUUGUAGUCAGAUACCCAUCCAGGAGCACCAGCAGCAGACAUCCACAACAGCUGCACAUGGAGGUCUCUCAGGAGCUCACCCGGGGUCAGAGUGUGGCAUUUUGGACGCUGUGGAGCUGCGUUUCUUCCACAGCUGUCAAUCACGUUCGGCCGAAGCAGUGAGAGAAGUGACAGAGUUCGCCAAGAGUAUCCCAGGAUUCAUCAAUCUGGAUCUCAAUGAUCAGGUAACUUUGCUGAAGUACGGUGUGAUUGAGGUCUUAAUCAUCAUGAUGUCGCCUCUGAUGAACAAAGACGGGACCCUCAUCUCCUACGGACAGAUCUUCAUGACGCGGGAGUUCCUCAAGAGUCUCAGGAAACCCUUCUGUCAAAUGAUGGAACCAAAGUUUGAGUUCUCAGUCAAGUUCAACACGCUGGAGCUGGACGACAGCGACAUGGCGCUGUUUCUGGCUGUCAUUAUCCUCAGUGGGGACCGUCCAGGCUUGCUGAAUGUGAAGCCCAUCGAGCAGCUUCAGGAGACGGUGCUCCAUUCACUAGAGCUGCAGCUAAAGCUGAACCACCCAGACUCUCUGCAACUGUUCGCCAAGGUGCUCCAGAAAAUGACCGACCUGCGUCAGAUUGUCACUGACCACGUGCACCUCAUCCAGCUGCUGAAGAAGACGGAGGUGGACAUGUGCUUACACCCACUGCUGCAGGAGAUCAUGAAGGACUUGUAUUAGAAUUUAACAGGAGAAAAGGACAAGUGGUGAGACAGAUAAAAGAGCGAUUAAAGAGAGAUUUUAUUUUUGAAAUCAUGACUUGUGAAAUUGAACGAGAAAGCACUUUGUGCUACUGACGUGUUUUUAAAAAAAGAGGGCGGUAGCCAGACAGGCUGACUGAAAAUGAAAAAGAGAUGAGGAAGAACAGGAAAAGCGAAAUCAAGGAAAGAAAGAAUCUGAGUGUUAGAGUUUGUCUAGACAGCAGCAUGUGAAUAACUUGCAGUGCACAGUCAUUUAGCCACUGCUGAGCCUGGACAUUUUGUGAAUGAGUAGGCUGCCAACUUAAAUAUGAAACUACCACCUAUCGCACCAAUCGGGACGAGGAUCUAUGACUAACUGAAAGAGUGGGGACUUUUAUUGGCAGGCUGAACCUUAAAAUGUGUAAGUGCUCAAAACAGCCUGCUUCAAGUGCCUCAAGGAGAAAUAUAUCACUGUGAAUAUUUUACACCACGUGUCACACAGUAUGUGUCGUUCAUGUGCAGCUUGUCUACACGUUGCGUUACAACCGUCAUAGACAGCAGCAGUGUGUAUGUGCUUCAAUACCUCUGUGAACACGCACAAAUGCAUGAAUGCUUGCGCGCGCGCACACACACACACACACACACACAAACACUGAACAGUCACUUUCUGUUUUGGCAUCAGCGUGAAGGUGCUAUCUCUUUCAGCUAUCAGCUUUAUCCAAAGACAGAAAUCAGAUAAUUGCCUGUAACAUAUUUUAGUGUUCGUCACCUGCAGAAACUGUGAGAAAGUGUGAAGCCAACAAAAUGCACAUUGUCAUGAUGAUGUCAGCGCUUUGUUAAAAAAUUAAACAGUAUACUCCAUA
This is a messenger RNA of Siniperca chuatsi (mandarin fish), 2633 nucleotides long. RefSeq names its product peroxisome proliferator-activated receptor gamma (gene pparg). Gene Ontology annotation, biological process: regulation of lipid metabolic process; positive regulation of transcription by RNA polymerase II; negative regulation of transcription by RNA polymerase II. The coding region runs from base 206 to 1771 and encodes 521 amino acids. NCBI's taxonomy places the organism in Eukaryota, Metazoa, Chordata, Actinopteri, Centrarchiformes, Sinipercidae. Gene Ontology annotation, molecular function: RNA polymerase II cis-regulatory region sequence-specific DNA binding; zinc ion binding; nuclear receptor activity. The transcript is spliced from 9 exons. Gene Ontology annotation, cellular component: nucleus. The record is from RefSeq and is a predicted model, not a curated record.